Rhipicephalus sanguineus (brown dog tick) is the source of this 2163-nucleotide messenger RNA. Its product is annotated as membrane metallo-endopeptidase-like 1. Gene Ontology annotation, biological process: protein processing. The record is from RefSeq and is a predicted model, not a curated record. NCBI's taxonomy places the organism in Eukaryota, Metazoa, Arthropoda, Arachnida, Ixodida, Ixodidae. Bases 1 to 2112 code for a protein of 703 amino acids. Gene Ontology annotation, cellular component: plasma membrane. Gene Ontology annotation, molecular function: metalloendopeptidase activity. The transcript has 3 exons.
AUGCCGGUGCACCGCAAGAAACCUAUCCAGAGCACAGAGAGCCAAACCCGUAGACUCCUCCGGCGGCGAGUUGUUCGGCUGACGUUCGCCUGUAGUUUGGUGUUAGGCCUGAUCGCGAGCGGAGUGGUGGCGGCCGUUCUCGCCUACAACGGCAGCCUGCCCGGGUACCACAAGUUCUCAAUAAGAACAUGCCACUCUUCCGACUGCCUCUACGUGGCCGAGAUGAUCAGGUCCGCGGUCAACGCAUCGGUCGACCCGUGCCACGACUUUUACGAGUACGUCUGCGGCUCGUACGCUGAAGCGCAUACGGUGGACCGGCUUAUCGCGGUGUCUAUACGUACUAACAGCAUAUUCAGAGCACUUCUGAGUGCCUCACUGGCGAAUAGGACUGCACCGCCAGCUUCUUCGGCUGGCCGCAAGGCCAACGCCCUCUACAGAUCCUGCCUCGAUGUAGUUGCCAAGAAGCAGAAUGACAUGCCCGUGCUCACGAACUUCCUGGGCAGUCACGGUUUAGACUUAAGCUCGCUGGACACAAAGGAGAGCGCCCUGGAAGUCAUAUUCCAGCUCUAUUUCCAGUACGGCAUCACGGCCGUCUUCGCGUUCAACCUGGCCGAAUUCAUCACGAGAGAUUUCAAGCGCGAACUCCUGUUCCGAAUCGACAAGAACCUGUUGGUCUGGUACAAGUAUCGCGCGGCGUUGAUAAAGAUGGAGUCCAUCGGGUACUUCAUGACCACCUUCUUGAGACAAUACGGAGACAAAGUGAGGGCAAUCGCGCAGGCUGUUUACGACGUGGAGAACAAGGCUCACGUAGCAAUGGCGCAGGUAUCCACCCGCUUCGCUACGAACGCCUCCGAUUUCUAUUCGGUGCAAAUAAGCAACAUCGGCACUUUCACGCCGAACACGGUGACCCGCGAGGAAUGGACGCGCUUGAUGCUCAAGUACGCCGGCACGUUGUACACCGCCGACGAUCGGAUUCUCGUCGAAAAGCGAGCUGUGACCUACCUGCAAGCGCUCUACGCAACCAUCGGAGCAAGCGGGCUCAAGCUUCUAGUUGCCUGGACCGUGCUUCGCACCUAUGCCGGUUACGUAGACGAGUCAGUGGCUUCUUUCCUCUACGGCGAUUACGAACGCGAGUGCCAGACGCGAGUAGACAGGCUCAUGCCCGUGGCUUUUCACGCCCAGCAGCUGUUCGCUGUGGCGCCUCCCGAGACCGCGCGAGCGGCUCACGAAAUUGCGUCCAACGUCAGGGAAGGCGCCAAGACGAUCUUCGCCGACUCCGUCUGGCUCGACAACACCGCCAGAGCGGUGGCUUUAAGCAAGCUGUCGGGCAUCCUCUUUCACGUGGGCUACCCUGACGGCCAGGACUCGCAGGCUGCCCUAGACGCCUACUACGGCGACCUGGCAUAUCCAUCGGAUCGACCGUUCCUGAACGCGUGGCUGAACGCCUCGCGGCACUACCUUCGUAAGUUGGUCGACAAGAACACGGGCUUCCUGUUCGUCGUGAACGAGGUCAACGCCUUUUACAGCACAGGCGCCAAUCAGGUCGUCGUGCCCGCGGCCUUACUGCAGCGUCCGAUUUACUUUAGGGACGCGGUGGCCUCGUUCAACUACGGCAGCCUGGGCCACGUCAUCGGCCACGAGAUCAUGCACGCGUACGACGUGCGGGGCAUCAACAUCGACGAGAAAGGGUUCGCGGUUUCAUGGAUGCUGCCUUCGUCGUUGGAACGCUACAAGGACAACGCCCGCUGCGUGCGGAAGGAGCAUGAGAGCGUCCUCGCCUGGCGCUCGAUGGUUCUCGUGGACAACCUCGACUCCGAGAACAUCGCCGAUUUCGCGGGAGCCCGCGCGGCGUACGAGGCGUUCCGCAGUCUCCCGGGAGAAGUGAGGUUCGCUCGGGUGCCGGGACCAUUCUAUCCGGAGCAGCUGUUCUUUAUCGGCUACUGUCUCAAGUGGUGUGAGAGCCAUUUCCACCCUAGAAGCAGGGAAGGCAGGUACUCUCCGGGCUUCGGGAGGUGUGUGGUGCCACUUCGCAACAUGCGCGAGUUCGCGGACGCUUUCCACUGCGCUCGCAACACGCGCAUGAACCCGGAGAGCAAGUGUUCCUUCUGGUGAACGCUCAAGCCCCUACAACCGUCCGCAGCGAUGCAUACGGUGAUAAGAGCC